AUGAUGGCAUCGGAGAUGUUUGCUGCGGAGAAGAUAAAGAUAUCCCUGCACGGCUUCGUAACGUUGGAGGUUGUGGGUUUAGACAUGAAAGAUGAUAGCGAUCCGGUUUUUGAUGAUGCGGUGGCUAAACGGUUCUUUGAUGGAGAUGAAGAUCAGCCAAACCAGAAAAGGAUGAAAACUAAACCUUCUUUAGCUUCCGUAAUUAGAGAAGUGGUUAUGGUGAACUUCUUGGAGAAUUUCUGUUCAGCCUUGGAACCAAUGCUUCGAAGAGUGGUGAGUGAAGAAGUGGAAAAUGGAGUGAGAUUAAUCAGCUGCAUGAGAUCAAUAUCCAGGUCUCCAUCACUAAAAAUCCAAGCAGCAGAUCAUGAACAAACAAGUAGUCUUCAACUCAUCUUCAGCAAAGGACUUUCACUUCCCAUAUUCACGGGCACAAAAAUAGUGGAUAUUAACAACAACCCUCUUCAAAUCCUUCUCGUCGACGCGAAAGGUGGGGACAUGAAAAUCCCGACGUCUCUUCCGCACUGGAUCAAGGUCGAAAUAGUCGUUCUUGACGGGGAUUUUGACAGGCCGGAGUUCACAUGGAAUAAGGAAGAAUUUGACAACAAAAUUGUAAAAGAAAGAGCUGGAAAGAGGCCUUUGCUUACUGGGGAAUUGAAUAUUACAAUGAGGGAUGGGAUCGUUACGGUUGGAGAAAUUGAAUUCACUGAUAAUUCGAGCUGGAUUCGGAGUAGAAAAUUCAGGCUCGGUGCAAGAGUUGUUGCACAAGGAAACAGUCAAAAUGUUAGAAUAUGUGAAGCCAUGACUGAGCCUUUUAUUGUUAAAGACCACCGUGGUGAAUUGUACAAGAAACACCAUCCUCCGGCGUUGGAAGAUGAGGUGUGGCGUCUGGAGAAGAUAGGGAAAGACGGAGCUUUUCAUCGGAAACUUUCGUCGCAAGGCAUAAAAACAGUCCAAGAUUUCUUGAAAUUGUUCAGCAUUGACUCCUCCAAGCUUAGAAAGAUUCUGGGAGUUGGAAUGUCUGAUAAAAUGUGGGAAGUCACAUUGGGUCAUGCCAAGACUUGUACCUUGGGCUCUAAACUCUAUAGACACUGUGGACAUAAUUACACUCUUAUUUUAAAUCCUAUAUGUGAAAUUGUGAAGUUGGAAAUCGGUGGUCAACUUUACUUCGCUCCUGAUUUAAAAUCCAUGAACACGCCCUACAUAACGAACUUGAUUAAAGAUGCGUACGCGAGAUGGAAUUCUUUGGAAGAGGUCCACGAGCCGGCUCUAUUAACUCAAGGUGAUAUGGUGGUGGGUGAGCAGCAAACACAAAUAAUGUCUUUUAUGGGUCACAGCCAAUCACUUAUAACCGAUGGAUCCUCCGGUGGUGACGGCGGCGCUUAUGAUUGGUUCUAA
Messenger RNA from Fraxinus pennsylvanica, 1395 nucleotides. NCBI's taxonomy places the organism in Eukaryota, Viridiplantae, Streptophyta, Magnoliopsida, Lamiales, Oleaceae. The record is from the annotation of a GenBank genome assembly.